AUGAGGUCCUCUAUGUCUCGGCAGACAUACUCCACUAAAGGAGGCUUUAGCUCUAACUCUGCAGGUGGAGGAGGGGGGUCCCGGGCCCACACCAGCUUCAGCUCGGUGACGGUGUCCCGGAGCAGUGGCAGUGCUGGGGGAACCCGCUGUGGCCCCAGCAAGGGGGGCUUUGGCAGCCGAAGCCUCUAUAACUUGGGGGGCAGCAAGAGCAUCUCGGUCAGUGUGGCUGGAGGGGCCUCCUCAGGGAGGGCCCUGGGGGGCUUCGGCCUUGGCGGUGGGGCCUAUGGGGGCCUGGGCGCCGGCAGGCAGACAUUCGGGCCUGCCUGUCCUCCCGGAGGCAUCCAGGAGGUCACUGUCAACCAGAGCCUGCUGACCCCUCUCAACGUGGAGAUAGACCCGGAGAUCCAGCGGGUUCGUACCCAGGAGCGGGAGCAGAUCAAGACCCUCAACAACAAGUUCGCCUCCUUCAUCGACAAGGUGCGGUUUCUAGAGCAGCAGAAUAAGGUGCUGGAGACCAAGUGGGCACUGCUGCAGGAGCAGGGCCAGAACACGGGUGUCACCAGGAACAACCUGGAGCCCCUCUUUGAGAGCUACUUGGGCAACCUGCGGAGGCAGCUGGACAGCCUCCAGAGCGAUCGGGGGAGGCUGGACUCAGAGCUGAGAAAUGUGCAGGAUCUCCUUGAGGACUUCAAGAGCAAGUAUGAGGAUGAAAUCAACAAGCGCACUGCAGCGGAGAACGAGUUUGUGGUGCUCAAGAAGGAUGUGGAUGCUGCAUACAUGAGCCGGAUGGAUCUACACGGCAAAGUAGGCACCUUGACCGAGGAGCUCGAGUUCCUAAACCACCUCUAUGAACUGGAGCUGAGCCAAGUGCAGACCCACGUGUCUGACACCAAUGUCAUCCUUUCCAUGGACAACAAUCGCAGACUUGACUUGGAUAGCAUCAUUGCUGAGGUCAAGGCCCAGUAUGAGCUGAUUGCCCAGAGGAGCAGGGCUGAGGCUGAGGCUUGGUACCAGACCAAGUAUGAAGAGCUGCAGGUGACAGCUGGGAAGCAUGGGGACAACCUGCGGGACACCAAGAACGAGAUUGCUGAGCUCACCCGCACUGUCCAGAGGCUGCAGGGUGAGGUGGAUGCAGUUAAGAAGCAGUGCCAGCAACUGCAGAAUGCCAUCGCAGAAGCGGAACAGCGUGGGGAUCUGGCGCUGAAGGAUGCUCAGAAGAAGCUUGGGGACCUGGACAUGGCCCUGCACCAGGCCAAGGAGGACCUAGCCCGGCUGCUGCGUGACUACCAGGCCCUCAUGAAUGUCAAGCUGGCCCUGGAUGUGGAGAUCGCCACCUACCGCAAGUUGCUGGAGAGCGAGGAGAGCAGGAUGUCUGGAGAGUGCCCCAGUGCAGUCAGCAUUUCGGUGACUGGCAACUCCACCACUGUGUGCGGAAGCGGUGCCGCCGGCUUCGGGGGUGGCAUGUCCCUGGGCGGGAGUGGGGGUGCCGGCAAGGGCGGGUUCAGCACCAGUGUGGGCUACAGCACCAAGGGAGGGCCCGUCUCUGGAGGUACCUCCAUCCUGCGGAAGACCACCACGGUCAAGACGUCCAGCCGGAGGUAUUAG
Molecule: messenger RNA, 1605 nt
Organism: Prionailurus viverrinus (fishing cat)
Lineage: Eukaryota; Metazoa; Chordata; Mammalia; Carnivora; Felidae
Gene: KRT79
Product: keratin 79
Exons: 9
Coding region: 1-1605 (534 amino acids)
Biological process (GO): keratinization; intermediate filament organization
Cellular component (GO): keratin filament
Molecular function (GO): structural constituent of skin epidermis
Source: RefSeq, a predicted model, not a curated record